Molecule: messenger RNA, 1717 nt
Organism: Periophthalmus magnuspinnatus
Lineage: Eukaryota; Metazoa; Chordata; Actinopteri; Gobiiformes; Gobiidae
Gene: mybpha
Product: myosin binding protein Ha
Exons: 13
Coding region: 53-1564 (503 amino acids)
Molecular function (GO): protein binding
Source: RefSeq, a predicted model, not a curated record
GACUCACUUCACAGUUUCCUCCUGAGGACUAGUUGUAGCCCACAAAAGAACGAUGUCAGCACCUGAGGCCGCCCCCGAGCCGGCUCCCGCCGAGGCCCCGCCCGCGGAUACCCCUGCACCAGCUGAGGCUCCGGCCGAGGCUGCCGCUGAGGCCGCCCCUGAGGCCGCCCCAGCAGAGCCAGCUCCUGCAGCCGAGGGAGAAGCACCAGCCGCUCCCGCAGAGGACGCUCCUGCAGCUGAGGCAGGGCCGCCAGCUCCUGCUGAACCUGCUGUUGUUGAGGAGCCUCCUAAGGCCCCCACACCCCCACCUCCUCCAGUUCCCACCAGUGCUCCCCUGGAUGUGUCUGUGGAGGAUGUGAACGACAGCAGUUUGACCAUAAACUGGGUGGCCCCGGAGACCAUCGGGGACUCAGGUCUGGAUGGAUACACUGUGGAGUACUGCAAAGAUGGGACGACAGACUGGGUGGUGGCUAACGAGGAACUGACCUCUACCACCCGCUACUGCAUAAAAAAUCUGACAGCGGGUGACCUCCUGCAUGUGCGAGUGGUGGCUGUAAACGCAGGGGGCCGCAGUGAACCUGGAGCCCUUGCUGCCCCUGUGCCCAUCCGUGAAGUUGGUGAACGCCCCAAGAUUCGCAUGCCUCGCAGUCUCCGAGCUCGCUAUGUCAGACAAGUUGGAGCACAGAUCAACCUGGUCAUCCCCUUCCUUGGAAAACCAAACCCUGUUGUUACAUGGCUGAAAGAUGGGCAGCCUCUGGACACUAAAAGAGUGAAUAUCAGAAACAGUAACAAAGACAGCAUCAUGUUCAUCCGCUCUGCUCAGAGGGAGGACUCAGGAGUGUAUGAAAUGACCGUUAAAGUGGACAGCUUUGAAGACAAGGCUGCACUCACACUACAGAUUGUGGAGCUGCCUGGACCUCCAGCCAGUGUCAAGUUGGUGGACACCUGGGGCUUCAACGCAGCUCUGGAAUGGACUCCUCCCAAGGACAAUGGCAACACUGAAAUCACUGGAUACACUGUGCAGAAAGCAGACCAGAAGACAGGGGAGUGGUUCACAGUGUUGGAGCAUUACCACAGACUCACGGCCACUGUGUCAGAUCUCAUCAUGGGAAAUGCUUACAUAUUCAGGGUCUUCUCCGAGAACAAAGUGGGCAAGAGUGAGAACUGCGUCACCACAAAGGAUGCAGCCCAUAUCCAAAAGACAGGUAUUGUGUACAAACCACCGGAGUACCCUGAGCAUGACUUCAGUGAGGCCCCUAAGUUCACCACGCCUUUGAACGACCGUGCCGCCACCGUGGGAUACACCACCAAACUGCUGUGCUCAGUCCGCGGAUCUCCCAGGCCCAAAAUUGAGUGGCUGAAAAAUCAGAUGAUCAUUGGAGACGACCCAAAAUUCAGAAUCCUGUCCAACCAGGGUAUCUGCUCUCUAGAGAUUCGAAAGCCCUGCAGCUUUGAUGGCGGUGUGUACACCUGCAGAGCAAAGAACGAGCAGGGAGUGGCUACUGUGUCCUGCAAACUAGAGGUCAAACAGGUCAUACUCCCAGAUGCUGAGAAAGGCAAAUAAGCUGAAACAUGACAUUUUCAAGGACCAUUAGAAGUCCAAGUCUUAUUUAUAAGUGUAACCGAGAAUGAAUGACAGGAGCUGGGUCUGUAUGUGUGUACAUUAGACAUAGGACGGACAGAGAAGAGCAUCUUUACAUCAGUUUUCACAACAGGA